Molecule: messenger RNA, 2206 nt
Organism: Gekko japonicus
Lineage: Eukaryota; Metazoa; Chordata; Lepidosauria; Squamata; Gekkonidae
Gene: ENTPD8
Product: ectonucleoside triphosphate diphosphohydrolase 8
Exons: 10
Coding region: 106-1584 (492 amino acids)
Biological process (GO): nucleoside diphosphate catabolic process
Cellular component (GO): plasma membrane
Molecular function (GO): UDP phosphatase activity; GDP phosphatase activity
Source: RefSeq, a predicted model, not a curated record
UGCACGGCCGCGCGCCAACCAGAGCGCUGUUGGGUGGUGACAAGUGUGCUGAUUCUCUCCUGCUGUGGUGCCCGAGAGUCUCGCCCUGCUCUGCCUUCUGGAGAAAUGGGUAUCAAAUGGAAUGGUUCCUUCAUCCCUGUAGCCCUUCUGGUUUUGAGCAUAGUUUCCCUGAUAGCCCUGAUUCUCAGCUUGGUGGGUAUACACAGUGCCACGUCGCCCCAGCAAAAUAAGUAUGGACUGGUGUUUGAUGCAGGCUCAUCCCACACCUCUCUGUUUGUCUACCAGUGGCCAGCAGAUAAAGAGAACAACACGGGCAUGGUCAGCCAAACCUUCUCCUGCCACGUUAAUGCAUCUGGGAUCUCAAGUUUCGCCAAAGAUCCAGCCCAGGCAGGUGACUCCCUCAGGGAAUGUCUUGAUGCAGCCAUGAAAGUGAUUCCUGCAGAGAGGCAGCGGGAGGCGCCCACUUAUUUGGGUGCCACGGCUGGUAUGAGGCUACUGAGCCUAGAGAACAAGACUACAGCAGCACGGAUCCUGGAAGAAGUUGGCAAGACUAUCCGGGAAUAUCCCGUAAACUUCCAGGGGGCUAGAAUCCUUACCGGGAAGGAGGAGGGUGCUUAUGGCUGGAUCACCAUCAACUAUCUGCUAGACUCCUUCACCAAGUAUUCCCUUGAACAUCGGGACUGGAUUCAUCCCUCCUCAGGCAAUACGUGGGGGGCACUGGAUCUCGGAGGGGCAUCGACCCAAAUAAGUUUUGUCCCAGCAGACCCAAUCGUGGAGAAAGAUGAAGCAGCGCAGUUCCGACUUUAUGGGUUUAAUUACACUAUCUAUACCCACAGCUACCUGUGCUACGGGCAGAAUCAGGCACUCCUGCACGCCCUCCGGUCUAUUGUCAAUUCAAGCACCUCGGAUCAGUUUGAUCACCCCUGCUAUCCCCUGGGUUACUCUGAGAACAUCACGAGGACAUCCUUCUACAGCAGCCCAUGUGCCAAACCGCAGGAACCUGCAGCCUCUGGGAAUGUGAUUCUAAAAGGUCUGGGUGAUGCCAACAGAUGCCGGGAAACCUUCAAGGCGAUCUUUAAUUUCUCAUGCAAUCACAACACAUCCUGUGGAUUCGAUGGGAUCUACCAGCCAAAAGUCCAUGGAAAGUUCCUGGCUUUCUCUGCUUAUUACUACACCUUCAGCUUCCUGAAUUUGACUGAGGGGCAGCCGCUGGCUGCCGUAGAAGAUGCUGUUCAGACAUUCUGUGCCAGAAAUUGGACUGAGUUAAAGGCAAGUUACCCCAAUGAGAUGGAGUCUCGCCUGAAGAGCUACUGUGCUAGUGCCAAUUAUAUCCUCACCCUCCUCGUACAAGGUUACCACUUCAGCAGUGACACCUGGGACAAUAUUGCCUUCCAGAUGAAGGCGGCCAAUUCAGACAUCGGCUGGACCCUGGGCUAUAUGCUAAACCUCACCAACAUGAUCCCCACCGAAUCCCCCCGCUGGCUGAGAGGACACGAGGAGGACGUUUGGAUAGCAAGCAUUUUCUUCAUUGCUCUGAUGCUGGCGCUGUGCCUCGUCUUUCUGCUCGUCUAUUUUCUAAAGUGACUUUAACAGCCUUCAGACACUAUGCACCCAGCACUUCAGGAUUUGGGAGGGGUUCAGUCAGGGGGAGUGCCUCACUUGACCCUGACUCACAGCCCAAGUAGUGGAGACGCUCUCCUUCUGUGGGAAACACUGACUUGGCGAUGGUUAGGCCUGCCACCCCAGCCAGCCUCUCAAGGAACACUCUGGCCUAACAGAAUGGACGCCAGCUGGUUGUUCAAACCACUUUAGUGCUUACUUUUUGCAUAUGCAGAAACUGCUGAGGUCAAAUUAUUUCCCCCUUUUCCUGAGUUAUCAUGGACAUGAAACAGAUAUUCCCCACUUCAAGUCCUACCUCCACUGGAGACUCACCAGGUAACCUAAAGCAAGCUACACAUUCUCUGCCUAACCAUUCCACGUGUAGCAUGGAAAAAGCACGAUAUUGGACUACCUUACAGGGCUGCUGUUAACAAUACUGAGACAAUUUAUGGGAACAACUUUAAACACCAGAAGAGCACUACGGCCGUGCAUCUGGUUGCUUGUAAUACCACCAUGCAGUUCAGACAACUGCCCCCUCUAGUGUCUGCGAACAUAUGGUUACAAUUAUUUCAUUUCAAUGGUUUCCCACCCAAAAAGGCACUACUUG